GUUGCAAGUUCGGUGACUUUUUUUGCCUCGGGUAGAGACUGGGAGGAUUUAUCAAUGGCGGGCCGUCGAGGGGCUUUGAUUGUCUUGGAGGGGGUUGACCGAGCAGGCAAAAGCACACAGAGCCGAAGGCUCGUGGAGGCCCUCUGGGCAGGAGGAUACCAGGCCGAACUUCUCCGGUUUCCCGAAAGGUCAACAGAAACUGGACAGCUAAUAAGUUCUUACUUGGAAAAGAAAAACAAUUUAGAGGACCACACAGUACAUCUACUGUUUUCUGCGAAUCGUUGGGAGCAAGUGCCAUCUAUUAAAGAAAAAUUAAGCCAAGGUGUCACUCUAAUAGUGGACAGAUAUGCCUUUUCUGGAGUAGCCUUCACGGGUGCAAAAGAAAACUUCUCUUUGGAAUGGUGCAAGCAACCAGAUGUGGGGCUUCCAAAGCCAGAUUUGAUCCUUUUUCUUCAAUUGAGCACGUCGGAAGCAGCUAAACGAGGAGAAUUUGGAAAUGAACGCUAUGAGAAUACAUCUUUUCAGGAGAAAGUUCUCCAGUGCUUUCACCAUCUUAUAAAAGAUAAAUCUUUAAACUGGAAGUUGAUUGAUGCUUCGAAGAGUGUAGAAGAUUUGCACAAAGAAAUUAAAUCCUUUGCAGAAGAAGCUAUGCAAGAAGCUCAGCACAAACCUCUAGGAGAACUAUGGAAAUGAAAUUUACGUAAAUCCUGAAAGUCAGGGCUUAUUUAAUCAAAUUCUGCACUAUUUGCAUUCACAUAUUCAGUGAACCUGUGUGUGUAUACCUAUAUUUGAGAGGCCAAGUAGGUUUCAUUUGCUAAUCUUUACUACUUAUCAGUUCCGUUCCUCUACAGACUGGAGUUUUAGAAAAGUGAAGCUUGUCCUUUCAUUAGAAAGCAAUUUUGCAGGGACUCAAAAGGAAUGAAUGGAGUAAUAUCUUCUAUGUUCCAUUUAGAUAAGACUUGCUAUGUUCAGUACUGAAGUUUUUCUAUAAAUAUAUGGAAUGAAAUCAUGUGUAUGAGUGCAUUAACUUUUUCUCACUAUAAUAAGGUUUUGUGUGUGUUUGUAAUAUUCCAUUGUAAUAUGUAGAGUAAGUCUAUAGAUAAAAUAUUUCAAAAUAUACAGUGGGCAUGCUUGGCUAAUGACAUUUAAUAAUUUAAGGUAUUAACUGUGUGUGUGUGUGUUUGUGUGUGUGUAGAUUCUAAAGGAAGUUUGAUGCCAGUGAUAUAACAGCUUAAAAUAGUGUUUGUAUGUAUAGAGGCUGGUAAUAAUCCUCCAAGCUGACACAGACUCUUCCAGACAUUGUAGAAAGACAACUAGGUUAGUCUUUGGAAGACAAAAAUCUGGUAGCAUCUUUUUAAAUUAACAUUUUAUUCUAUUGUGUAUUGAAUUAAACAAAAUAAUAAACUUUUUUGUCCCAAUUGAUAAAACUUGUCAGGAAUAUCUAUUGGAAGAGUUUGAAAUAGAUCAAUUUGAGGAAUGAUAUCUUCAUUGCUGAUAUAUGGCCUAAAAUCUGAAAAUAAUUUCUGUUCCACAUUUUUAUAUUCUUACUUUAUCCCAAGCAAAGCCAUAAUUAUUAUUGAAUAACUUAUUUAAAUUCUUUAAUAUGUUAAUAUUUAUGUUUUCUUAUAUUUUAUGUGAUUGAUUUUAUAUUCAAAUGAAAUUUCUAAAAUAGUGGAUACAAUUUUUUCUUACAAGGUGAAUAUGAAUGCUAUUCAUAUACUAUUAUAGAAUUUUAAAAAUUGUUAGACAAGCAAAUUCUUGAUUAUUUAUAAAAUUGGCAGGAAUAUGUUGCAUUACUGAGGAUUAAAAUAACUAGCAAUUUCAAUCAAUAAUUUUCUCCUUUAUUUCAAUUCUUUGAAUUUUAUUCACACAUGCAACCACUGACAUUUCAAUAAUUAAACACCGACUGAACAUAGAUUGAAGCAAUAGUAAUUUGUAAAUUAUCUAACUCUUUAAUAAACACAAAUUUUCAAAAAAAAAUCUUUAACACUGUCGUGUAAGUUUCUUGCAGCAUAACGGUUGAAGUGAGAUAACCUAAUUCCAGGAAGUCCUUGAG
This is a messenger RNA of Thamnophis elegans (Western terrestrial garter snake), 2056 nucleotides long. RefSeq names its product deoxythymidylate kinase (gene DTYMK). NCBI's taxonomy places the organism in Eukaryota, Metazoa, Chordata, Lepidosauria, Squamata, Natricidae. Bases 55 to 693 code for a protein of 212 amino acids. The transcript has 5 exons. Gene Ontology annotation, biological process: dTTP biosynthetic process; dTDP biosynthetic process; dUDP biosynthetic process. Gene Ontology annotation, molecular function: dTMP kinase activity; ATP binding. Gene Ontology annotation, cellular component: nucleus; mitochondrion; cytosol. The record is from RefSeq and is a predicted model, not a curated record.